GCUAUUAUUUCAUAAAGUUAGUUAAAAAGUUUGAAAAUUCGAUAAUUUUUUCUUUUGAUAUGUAAAUGGGGCAAAUUAUUUUGAGUACAUAGGCUAUCUAAGCAAAAUUAGUUUAAUAAGAACAUUUUUUAUUUUUUAUUUUGAGUAUUUUCCUGAGCAAAUCUAGGAGGUGGGUGGAGGGGAUCUUUUUCUUAGCUCAACCUAGCCACGGUGCCAAAGAGACUACGGGAUUGUAGCAUCGUGGUUGUGUUGAAUUUCAAGUUUCUUUUUUGUGGCAAUCGAAGCAAUAAUCCACGAUAAUGUAUAAUGACGACUAUACAGAUCAGUACGAUAAUUACGAUGAAUAUGGAUUACCAGAUGAUCAUCUUGAUUCUUAUAACCGAAACUACCGACAAAUACCGGAAGUUGUAAAAAAAUUUUUAAGUUAUUUGCGGAAAUGCAUUAAUGAAGGAAUGAUUUUUGAGAUUCAAAAUCUGUAUGAAAAUACUUUUCCAAAACUUUCAGAGCAGCUUUUUGAAAAAUCUUCUUGGCCAAAUGAUCAAGCCAUCAGUCAUCUCGUAGACGAUGAUCAUGUCUUUCUUACAUUAUAUAUGGAACUUUAUUAUCGACAUAUUUAUGCUCGUAUGCAACCUAAUUUAGAUCAACGUAUUAGUUCUUUUUGUAACUAUUGUGAACUCUUUAAUUAUAUUUUGAAUUCAUCUGAACCUGUACCCCUUGAAUUACCUGAUCAGUGGUUGUGGGAACUUAUUGAUGAAUUUGUUUAUCAAUUUCAAUCGUUCACUCAGUAUAAAGCUAGUUUAUCACAAAAGUCACCAGAUGAAAUUGAAACUCUUGCUACCAAUAGCAAAGUGUGGGAUGUUUUAUGUGUUUUGAAUGUUUUGCAUUAUUUAAUUGAUAAAUCUAAAAUUAAAAGUCAACUGGAGGUUUAUGCUAGUGGUGGAGAUCCUGAUUCUGUUGCUGGAGACUUUGGCAGACAUUCAUUGUAUAAAAUGAUGGGAUAUUUUUCUUUAGUUGGUUUACUAAGAGUACACUCGCUAUUAGGAGAUUAUUAUCAAGCUAUAAAGGUUUUAGAAAAUGUAGAGCUAUAUAAAAAAAGUGCAUAUUCUCAUGUGCCAGGAUGUCAAAUAUCAACUGCUUAUUAUGUUGGUUUUGCAUAUAUGAUGAUGAGACGUUAUGCUGAUGCAAUUAGAACAUUUUCGGGUAUUUUACUUUAUGUCCAACGAACAAAGCAACUCUUUGCUUCAAGAAGUUAUCAGAAUGAUCAAAUUAACAAACAAACUGAACAAAUGUACCAUUUACUGGCAAUUUGUCUUGUUUUACAUCCCCAAUGUAUAGAUGAGGGAUUGCAACAAGCUUUGCGAGAUAAAAAUUAUCAUGAAAAAAUGUAUAAAAUGCAGUGUGGUGGCUUGGAAGAAUUUGAAUCAUGCUUUCAAUUCGCAUGUCCUAAAUUUCUUUGUUUACAUCCUCCGAAUCCUGACAACCCUAAUGAAGAUUAUGUCAGAGAAGCAAUUAAGCAUCAAACUCAUGUUUUUAUGGAAGAAGUUAUACAACAAAAAAUGUUACCUACCAUUCGUUCUUAUUUAAAACUUUAUACAACAUUACCUUUGAGUAAACUAGCAACAUUUAUGAUUAAUAAUCAACAAAGUGAAAAUAUAAAUGUGAACGAAGAAGUUGCAAAACUUACUAUAUAUCUCCUUUGUUUUAAACACAAAAUGAAAAAUAUCGUUUGGACGAAAGGUUCUUCUGGAUUAGAUGGGAAAUUCCAAUCAGGUUCAGAGCUUGACUUUUACAUUGAUAAUUAUAUGAUUCAUAUAGCAGAUACAAAAGUUGCUCAUCGUUACGGAGAUUUUUUCAUUAGAAAAAUUCUGAAAUUUGAAGAGUUAAAUAGAAAAUUACAUCAUAUAAAAAUAUAAAAGUUUGUAAUUUCAUUUUAUGCAACUGUAUUCUAUUUUUUGUCUGAAUAAGAAUUUCUUGAAAUAAAAUCACAUGUAAAUUAAAUUGCA
Messenger RNA from Phymastichus coffea, 2003 nucleotides. It is a transcript of the gene eIF3l, whose product is annotated as eukaryotic translation initiation factor 3 subunit L. Gene Ontology annotation, molecular function: translation initiation factor activity; protein binding. Gene Ontology annotation, biological process: translational initiation. NCBI's taxonomy places the organism in Eukaryota, Metazoa, Arthropoda, Insecta, Hymenoptera, Eulophidae. The coding region runs from base 300 to 1913 and encodes 537 amino acids. The record is from RefSeq and is a predicted model, not a curated record. Gene Ontology annotation, cellular component: eukaryotic translation initiation factor 3 complex; cytoplasm. The transcript has 4 exons.